UCAUCCCAUCUCAUGCAUGGCUGCCAGUGAUGGUCUGCUGGGUGUCAGCUUUUAUUGGCACAGCACAAAGCGAGUGCCAAGGGCUCGGUGCCUCGACUCCCCGCUGCAGACCGGGCCUGUGGAUAAAAGCAAGCAAAAUGCUUCAACCGAGCUCAGAGACAUAGUCAUGUUGGGCUGGAACGAGGAAGUGCAGUGGAGAGGGGAGGGACUGAGGGCGCAGCUCCAUGGGGCCGCCGCGGCGCUGCGAUCUUCUGCACAUGGAGCCGGGGAGAGUUGGAAGAACUUCAUACUGCAAAGUCAAGGAAUAGCAGAGUACUUGCACCGCAUGGAGACAGAAGAGGCCCAGGAAAUGGCCCAGAUGCCAGGUAGGGACAGCUCCCCUGCCAACGAAGCGUCCGAGGAGGCCGAGGAGCCCAUGGCCGUCCCAGAGGACCUGUCGGCCAGCUCCACUCACCAGCAAAACAACAGAGGGGACAAAGCCUGUAACAUUAAAGUUGAGGCUCGCAGUGAUGAGGAGAAUGGGCUGGCCUGUGACAUGAAUGGCGAGGAGGAGGAGUGCGCGGAAGACUUGCGCGUGAUCGAUGCCUCGGGGGUCAAGGUGAACGGCUCACAACCGAGCCCUGAAGCCAAGGCCUUCUCCUCAGCCGGCGGUAUUCGGCUACCCAACGGGAAGCUCAAGUGUGAUAUCUGUGGGAUAGUUUGCAUUGGCCCCAAUGUGUUGAUGGUACACAAGCGAAGCCACACCGGAGAGCGGCCCUUCCAGUGCAGCCAGUGCGGCGCUUCUUUCACACAGAAGGGCAACCUGCUGCGUCACAUCAAACUCCACUCAGGAGAGAAACCCUUCAAGUGUCACCUGUGCAGCUACGCCUGUCGCAGGAGGGACGCCCUCACCGGACAUCUGCGCACCCACUCAGUUGGAAAACCCCACAAAUGUGCUUAUUGUGGGCGAAGCUACAAACAGCGUAGCUCUCUAGAAGAACACAAGGAGCGGUGCCAUAACUACCUCCAGUGCAUGGGUCUACAGAACACCAUCUACACAGUAAAGGAAGAAAGCAACCACAAUGAGCAGAGGGAAGACUUAAGCCAGACGGGAUCUGACAGAGCCUUGGUGCUAGACAGACUAGCUAAUAAUGUAGCUAAACGUAAGAGCACUAUGCCACAGAAGUUUGUGGGUGACAAGCGUCUGUCAGACCUCUCCUACGACGGAGGAGCCGGGGAGCUGAUUCAGCCCCACGUCAUGGACCAGGCCAUCAACAGCGCCAUCAGCUACCUGGGUGCUGAAUCUCUCCGGCCUCUGGUGCAGACCUCACCAGCCUCCUCCUCUGAUGUGGCUAUCGGCUCCAUGUACCCCCUCCACAAGCCGGCGUCUGAAGUCCAUGCAGGGUCGGGCCACAGCCUGUCAGCUAAGGACAGCGCAGCUGAAAAUUUACUGCUGCUCUCCAAGUCCAAGUCUGCAUCCAUCGAGAAGGAUGGCUCGCCCAGCCCGAGCGGCCAGGACUCCACCGACACCGACAGCAACAACGAGGACCGACCAGCCGGGGGAGCCUCUGGUCUCAUCUACCUGACCAACCACAUCACCUCAGGGGGGAGGAACGGCGUGCUGCCCCUGGUGAAGGAGGAGCAGCAGAGGCAGUACGAGGCCAUCCGGGCCAGCAUCGAGAUGGCCUCCGAGGGCUUCAAGGUGGUGACAUCUGACGGGGAGCAGGUGAGGGCGUACCGCUGUGAACACUGCCGCGUCCUCUUCCUGGACCACGUCAUGUACACCAUUCACAUGGGCUGUCACGGCUUCAGAGACGCUUUCGAGUGCAACCUCUGUGGUCAUCGGAGUCAAGACCGCUACGAGUUCUUCUCCCACAUCACAAGAGGCGAGCAUCGCUACUGAGGCCCCAGUGCACACUUUCGUGCAGACACACAGGUGUACAUGUGGACAACAUGCUCGUAUACAUUCAGCACACUGGGGAAAUAAAUAGGGGAGCCCGGGGAGCAAAGUAACACAGAGCAUCAUGUUUACUGUCACACUUUCCCUUGGCAACACAAGAUAAACAGAUAAUUCCUAAGUUUUAGAAAAGCUCCGGCAUGUACCCACUAAAAUGUAGUGAGUAAAUAGAUAAAUGAAUAAGUCCAUCCCCUACAGUUUGUUAACAAUAACUCAAAAACAUUAGGUUCUGUCACUGUGUAAGUCUUCAUAUUAAAAACAAAUAUAAUGAGAACAAACCCUUUGGCAUCAGGUAUAUUUUGACACACCAGAUCAAUCUAAAAAUUAGCUUUGUUUUGCCUGUAUAAUAUCCCAUAGUCAUGCCUGCCACCUGCUGGAUGGUUAGUGGAUUCUGGAUUGAUGAUGGAUUAGAAGCAGGUGUGGAUGUCAGUCAGAGUUAUAGACGUCUUAACAACCAAGUUUGUGUUGGUGUCACAAAAAGUGAUUUAAUCUUAUUAGUUUGUGAUACUGUCAAGAAAUGUGUUACAUUUUCAUAGCGGUAUCACAAAAUUAUUCAUCACCUCCUUGAAUGUGUCCCAAAUCAGGGGCAGCAUUCUUCAAAGGCUGCUUUCAUUAACCACAUACAAGAUUGCGGCGCUACUAGGUGAAGACUACUUAGAAUGCAGCCUCCCCUCUCAUUUAAAUGACUAUUUUCCAGAGUAUA
Molecule: messenger RNA, 2639 nt
Organism: Thalassophryne amazonica
Lineage: Eukaryota; Metazoa; Chordata; Actinopteri; Batrachoidiformes; Batrachoididae
Gene: ikzf1
Product: IKAROS family zinc finger 1 (Ikaros)
Exons: 8
Coding region: 17-1882 (621 amino acids)
Biological process (GO): regulation of transcription by RNA polymerase II
Molecular function (GO): RNA polymerase II cis-regulatory region sequence-specific DNA binding; DNA-binding transcription factor activity
Source: RefSeq, a predicted model, not a curated record